GGCGCGGGGCGGCGCGGGCGGACAAGAUGGCGGACGGGGACAGCGGCAGCGAGCGCGGCGGCAGCGGCAGCGGCAGCGGCGGGUUCGCGACCGGCCGUGGCGGAGGCGGCGGCGGCGGGGCCGGGUCCGGCGGGGGGUCCGGCGGCGGCGGGGCCGGGCCCGAGCAGGAGACGCAGGAGCUGGCCUCGAAGCGGCUGGACAUCCAGAACAAGCGCUUCUACCUGGACGUGAAGCAGAACGCCAAGGGCCGGUUCCUCAAGAUCGCCGAGGUGGGGGCGGGUGGGUCCAAGAGCCGCCUCACGCUCUCCAUGGCGGUGGCCGCCGAGUUCCGCGACUACCUGGGCGACUUCAUCGAGCACUACGCCCAGCUGGGCCCCUCCAGCCCCGAGCAGCUGGCCCAGGCCGCCGGGCCGCCGGGUGAGGACGGCGCCGGCCCCGGCCCCCGCCGCGCCCUCAAGAGCGAGUUCCUGGUGCGGGAGAACCGCAAGUACUACCUGGACCUGAAGGAGAACCAGCGCGGGCGCUUCCUCCGCAUCCGCCAGACCGUCAACCGCGGCCCCGGGGGGCCGGGGGGCUUUGCCGGGGGCCCCCCCGGGCUGCAGAGCGGCCAGACCAUCGCCCUGCCUGCCCAGGGGCUGAUCGAGUUCCGCGACGCCCUGGCCAAGCUCAUCGACGACUACGGGGGCGAGGAGGAUGAGCUGGGCGGCCCCGGGGGCGGCGGUCCGGGCGGUGGGGGGCUCUACGGGGAGCUGCCCGAGGGCACCUCCAUCACCGUGGACUCCAAGCGCUUCUUCUUCGACGUGGGGUGCAACAAGUACGGCGUCUUCCUGCGGGUGAGCGAGGUGAAGCCGUCCUACCGCAACGCCAUCACCGUCCCCUACAAGGCCUGGGCCAAGUUCGGCGGCGCCUUCUGCCGUUACGCUGAGGAGAUGCGUGACAUCCAGGAGCGCCAGCGGGACAAGCUCUACGACCGCCGCGCCGGACCCCCGGGACCCGGCAGCGGCAGCGGUGCCGGCGACGACUCCGAUGGCGACGACGUGGACGACGACUGAACCCUAAACCCCACCGCCGGCCCCCCCCUUCCCCCCUCGCCCCACAUCCAACCCCCCGGGCCCCCCCCCUCCUCGUUUCUCCCGAUUCCCUCCCCCUCCCCCCCGCCCCCCAAAAACCCACCGCCGGAGAGAGUAACCGGCGCGACACCGACCGCGACGCCGACUGCGUCCUCGCACGCACCCGCCACCGCCGUCCCCCCCAGGACUCUCUGCCUGUUGGGGGGGGUGGGGGGGAGACACCCGCAUCCCCUCUCCCCUCCCAGCGCUGCCACGGUGCCCCCCCUCACCGAAACCAGCAUUGCGGAGCGGAGCCGCCGCCGCACGUCCAGACCCUCGCCGGAGCCCCGCCGGCCGGCGGAAGAGGAGCCAGGCAGGGGGAGACAGCGGCAGCAGCAGGAGCUCUCGGGAGCGAGGGGGGCUCUAUCUGGACCAACGUCCGUGCUCUCUUCUUCCACUUUUUCCUUUAUUUUAAUUUUUUUUUUUUCCUCCCCUUUCUUUCCAUAUUUUUGGGGUUUUUUGGGUUUUUUUUGGGAUGCAAACUGCUAAACUCCAGGCGCCCGAACUGGAACCCGCACCCAGCUAGUGCGACGCUGGCAGGUUCCUGAAAAUUAAGGAAGACUUUCUCGGUUUUAACGAUUUUUUUUUUUUUUUUUUCCCCCUCCGCCUUCCCCCUCUGGUGCCGGGGGGCGCAGGGAGAGGCAGGUUCACGCAGGCACAAAGCACAAGGAAAACUCGACAGGGCGCACGAUCUUCCCCUUGUCUCCGCACCGGACCCAUUUCCUUCCUGGGACCCCCAGGCGCCAAAAUCCACCCUUUUCUCCUCUUUUUUCCCUUCAGCCUUUCCUCAGCACCUCACACCGGCGGCUCAGUAGCACCAACCAGACUCCGCACCCCGGCGGCUGGGGGCUUCGGUGUUGGUUUGGGGGGUUUUUUAAAUUUUUGGGGGGGUUUUCGGGAGGUUUUUUCCUCUCUUUUUUGUGUUUUUUUCCCACCUGGCCACACUGGCUCUGCCACACCGGAGCCCGCAGGGUCUCUCUGGCCAUCACCUCUCGUGUUAAAUGGUUUUUUCCACUCUCAAAUGGGGUUUUGGUUAGGUUUUUGUUUGUUUGUUUUUUUUUUAA
Molecule: messenger RNA, 2173 nt
Organism: Chroicocephalus ridibundus (black-headed gull)
Lineage: Eukaryota; Metazoa; Chordata; Aves; Charadriiformes; Laridae
Gene: PURB
Product: purine rich element binding protein B
Exons: 1
Coding region: 27-1052 (341 amino acids)
Biological process (GO): regulation of transcription by RNA polymerase II
Cellular component (GO): nucleus
Molecular function (GO): RNA polymerase II transcription regulatory region sequence-specific DNA binding; DNA-binding transcription factor activity, RNA polymerase II-specific; purine-rich negative regulatory element binding
Source: RefSeq, a predicted model, not a curated record